AUUCCAAAACAUCGUCUAGAGGAAUGGAGAGUGAUUCUUCCAAAAAUGGGGCUUUUGGCCUCGUCACGCUUGUGCUGGCGUCAUUUUGAUGAAGAUGACAUCUUGAAGGGUAAAUUUAUUUUAGGCCAAUUUCAUCCACAACAACGAUGACGACUGAAAGAUGGAGCUGCACCAAAGCAUCUUUUAGGGCCUACAAGACAACAGAACAACAGACGCCCAGCAUUGGAAGAUUUGCCUCUAAAUGGUCUUGUGAAGAAGAAGAAACUGCAGCCAAGAUGCAAAACAAUUACGUCAAUUUUGGGGACACCUAUUUCCAGCAUUGUUCAAAAUCAGUUAACUACUAUUCACCACACAGAUCGUAGGAACAGUUCCCAACCUACAACUAAAUUGCUUUGCACAAAUGCUCUCUCAGAUUCUGGUUCCAGCCAUGUGAUGUUUAAAGACGACACUCUGAUGGGUUAUGCUCCUGUGCCUAUAACUACUGUUCUAACAGAUCCUGGGCCAAACCAAGCCACUGUUGAAGACGACACUCUGAUUGAUUCAGUUCCUGUGCCUGUCACUUCUGCCCUUCCUGAUCCUGGGUCAAGCCAAGCCACUGUUGAAGACGACACUAUCAUGGUUUCAGUUCCUGUGCCUGUCACUUAUGCUCUUCCUGAUCCUGGGUCAAGCCAAGCGAUUGUUGAAGACGACACUCUGAUUGAUUCAGUUCCUGUGCCUGUCACUUCUACCACAGACUAA
Messenger RNA from Daphnia pulicaria, 738 nucleotides. RefSeq lists its product as uncharacterized. The transcript has 6 exons. The record is from RefSeq and is a predicted model, not a curated record. Bases 433 to 738 code for a protein of 101 amino acids. NCBI's taxonomy places the organism in Eukaryota, Metazoa, Arthropoda, Branchiopoda, Diplostraca, Daphniidae.